Tribolium madens (black flour beetle) is the source of this 2440-nucleotide messenger RNA. Its product is annotated as probable cytochrome P450 6a23. Lineage: Eukaryota; Metazoa; Arthropoda; Insecta; Coleoptera; Tenebrionidae. The record is from RefSeq and is a predicted model, not a curated record. Gene Ontology annotation, molecular function: iron ion binding; monooxygenase activity; heme binding. The transcript is spliced from 2 exons. The coding region runs from base 66 to 1559 and encodes 497 amino acids.
UCGGAAUACCAGUUUUGAGUCUAGCAAAGUGAUAAUAUUAUCAUCAGUGCAUUCGGAGUGAAAACAUGUCACUUUUGUUAUCAUUUUUGUUAAAACUCCUCUCAGUGGUGAUUUCCCUAAUAGUGGUCGUGGUGACUGUGAUAAAAUGGAAACACCAGUAUUGGGCCAAUAGGGCCAUCCCCUUUUUCCCCCCACGAGUCCCAUUCGGGAAUUUGCAAAAUCCCAGACGCAAGAAGUACUCAAUCGGUUUCCACAUCAAAAAUUUCUACGACCAAGCGAAAAAAAUGGGCUGGAAACACUGCGGUUUGUACUUUUUCGCAAGUCCGGUGUACUUAGUGGUCGAUUUGGACUACCUCAAACACAUCAUGAGUACCGAUUUUCAAUAUUUCGUCGACCGUGGGAUGUACUACAACGAGAAAAUCGACCCAAUUAGUGCCCAUUUGUUCGCAUUGGGUGGUACUAGAUGGAAAAAUCUCCGAAGCAAACUUUCCCCAACUUUCACUUCAACCAAAAUGAAAAUGAUGUUUCCCACACUCGUCGAGUGUGUUUCCCUUCUUUUGGACGCAAUGGUCGAGAAAAGCGUCCAAAUCGACAUCAAAGAACUCUUGGGACGCUUCACCACCGACAUUAUCGGUUCGUGUGCUUUUGGCCUUGAUUGCAACACCAUCAAGGAGGAAAACUCGCCGUUUCGCCACUACGGGAAGAAAGUGUUUUUCUCGACGAAAUUGCGCACUUUGAAACUCACUUUUGCGUCGAGUUUCCCGACUUUGGGACGACUUUUGCGCAUCCGGCAAGUCUCAAGUGACGUUUCCGAUUUCUUCCGGAAAAUCGUCAAAGACACUAUUGAGUACCGGGAGGAAAAUCAAUUUUCCCGACCCGAUUUUUUGCAAAUGUUAAUUGAUUUGAGGAAGGAAGGGGCUGAAAUAAGCCUCGACGAGGUUAUAGCCCAGUGUUUUAUCUUUUUUUUGGCCGGGUUUGAGACCUCAUCCACGACUAUGACCUUCGCCCUAUAUGAAUUGGCCAAAAAUCACCAAAUCCAGGAUAAAUUAAGGGACGAAAUCGUUCAAGUUUUGAGGAAAUACAACGACGAAAUCACUUAUGAAGGGAUCACCGAGAUGAAGUAUUUGGACCAAGUGAUUGAGGAAAGUUUGAGGAAGUAUCCUCCUCUACCCUUUGUGACCCGGACCUGUGUCAUGGACUACAAAGUGCCACAUAGUGACUUGAUCAUUGAGAAAGGGCGAAGGGUCAUUUUGCCGAUCCUUGCCCUUCACCAUGAUCCUCAAUUUUGGCCUGAGCCUCAAAAUUUUGACCCUGAGAGGUUCAAUGACCAAAACAAAAGUCUGAGACAACAAUACUCCUACAUACCAUUCGGGGAAGGCCCCAGAUUUUGCAUUGGGAAAAAAUUUGGGCUGACGCAAACCAAAGUCGGUCUUGUGGCCCUAAUCAAAAACUACGAGUUUUCGGUCAAUUCAAAGACCACAAAUCCUUUGAAAAUGGCGGCGAAUACGUUUAUUUUGAGUGCGGAAGGGGGGAUUUGGCUCGAUUCGAAGAAAUUGUAAGACUCACCGGAAGCCAAACAAAUUCCUGUGUUAUCAUAGAUGUGUGAUAAACUAUUGAUAUUAGGACACUUGUGUGGGGAGUGAUGCAGCAUUAUUUUAAAUGCCAAGGCUAAGUUGGAUUGGAAUUUUCUAAGAAAUAGAAAAUUUUUGAGCUUUAUCUUAUUUAUCAAAAUUUUGCAACUGCUAGAUUUUAGAGAUUUUUUUAAAAUAAGUAAAUAUCACUUUAUCAAUAUUGUGUGUGUUCACCUGUUUGCGUAUUUUUUAUUUGUUUUUCAUUGAAUUUCAUGAUCUCAAGUAACAGUGGUUGUGUUUUUUAUUUGUUUUUUUGAGUUAGAAUAAAGUGAUGUUUUUCAAAAUCAAGUUUUAAUGUUUCUUUGUACAAUGCAAUAGUAAACAGAAAUUUGUGGAAAUAAUGAAAAAAAUACAAAUAGGGCAAGUAUAAAAAUUACAAAAAAUUUUUUUUUGAAACAAAACAAUAAAAACCAGUACAGGAUUUUGACUCAUCUCUUAAAAUUACAAUAAAUAGUGUGAAAACAAUUCCAUUGAAUGAAAAAACUGUUUUUUGUUAAUUUCUUGUUUGCUUCAAAAUUUUUGUAGGUACUCGAAAAAAUUAUCACAAAAACGAUAAAAAACCAAAGUAAUAAAAGUUCAUACAAAAUUAAUAGAAAAAACAAAAUAAACAAGUUUAAAAUAGAACAACACAGAGAAAUGAGAAGAAAUGAAAUUAGCGAAAAAAUAAAAAGAGAAGGAAAAAUAAAUAUAAAUAAAUUCAAAAAAAAAAGAUGACAGAUGGAAAAAUCAUAAGGUAGUACAAAGUGAAAGAAAAGGAAUAUACUGAAAGAAAAGGAAUACUGAACGAUUUUAUUAUUAUUUUAUUAUUU